GGUUCAAGCGCUUGAUGGAUAUGCCCACCAUGCGUGAGGUCAACAGGCUCGCCGACGAGCGCGCCGGCCUGAGGGCCGUGGCCGAGGCCCUCUGGCCCUACCGCGACCGCUUCUACGCCAGCGCGCGGGCAGCCAGGCCCGGAUCGGACGGCAGCAAGGACGACCCAGAGGUGACGGUCAUCGAUCUGGAGGUUGACAUAUUUCAAGUGGUCGGGGCGCUCGUGGUGGUGGCCGCCCUGGCCUAUUUCGGCUUCAGCCUCGUGCGGGGCCUCCUGCCGCAGCCGCAGGACUACCAGAUGGAGCAGGCGGCGCUGCCGACGUACUCGCUCAAGAGCAGCCCCGCCGCGAGCCAGGGCGCCGCCGGCGCGCCGAUGUACUCGCUCGGCGGCGGGCCCCAGGGCCUCGAGCCCGGGUGAGACCACCUCGCGGCGCCCGCGCCCGUGGUCGAAGGUGUGGGCGCACUCACGGCCGCUGGGCAGACAGAUCAGCUUGUCUGAGCAGAGCAGCGCCCAGGGAAGCGACGGUGGCAGCACGGGCGACUGAUGGCACGGCGAGCGCAACGGCGGAGUUUCGACGAAGAAAAAAUUGCAUAAGCCUAAAUGUUUGGCGCUCCGCGCGGAGUCCUUGGAUCCGCGCUGCCCCUCCCCCCCCCCCUGUGGCGCCUCCGGCGCGCGCCAGGGAGGGGGGGUCCCAGCGCAGAUCCGAGAAGUCCACGCAGAGCGUCCAGAGUGUAUGUUCAUGCCGUUCUUUCUCCCUCCAAUGGCAUCGUCCUCUCCCUGCUUCUCGUCGUCGUCGCUCGCCUGCUCCCUCCUGGCUUUAUGAUGUUCCAGCUUAUGUGUA
Molecule: messenger RNA, 840 nt
Organism: Prorocentrum cordatum
Lineage: Eukaryota; Dinophyceae; Prorocentrales; Prorocentraceae
Source: the annotation of a GenBank genome assembly